Phoenix dactylifera (date palm) is the source of this 942-nucleotide messenger RNA. RefSeq names its product monothiol glutaredoxin-S10. Gene Ontology annotation, biological process: cellular response to oxidative stress. Gene Ontology annotation, molecular function: glutathione disulfide oxidoreductase activity. The record is from RefSeq and is a predicted model, not a curated record. NCBI's taxonomy places the organism in Eukaryota, Viridiplantae, Streptophyta, Magnoliopsida, Arecales, Arecaceae. Gene Ontology annotation, cellular component: cytoplasm.
CGAGAAGCGGAGACGGCCUUGGCCCAACGAGGAUCAAUGGCGGAGGGCUGUUAUCUGAUGCGAGCGAGCGCGGCUCUCUCCCCAGCCCUCAAGAACGCGCCGUGCCAUCACCUCCCGCCGCUCGCCUCUCUCUCCCUCCUCCCCUCCUCCGCCCCUCCUUGAGCUCCGCCCUCUGCCGCCGCCGCGCCGGCGGAGGAAGAGGCGGAGCCCUUGCCGUCCGAUCGAUGACCUCCUCUUCUUUUGGUUCGAGGCUGGAGGAGUCCGUCAAGAAGACGAUCUCGGAGAACCCCGUCGUCAUCUACUCCAAGACCUGGUGCUCGUAUUCGAUGGAGGUGAAGUCGUUGUUCAAGAGGAUCGGAGUGGAGCCUCUCGUCAUAGAGCUGGAUCAGCUCGGUCCCCAGGGGCCGCAACUGCAAAAGGUGUUGGAAAGACUGACAGGACAAUACACUGUUCCAAAUGUUUUUAUUGGGGGGAAGCAUAUCGGUGGCUGCACAGAUACUGUAAAACUUCACCACAAAGGAGAGCUGACUACUUUACUAUCAGACUUGAAUAUUAGCACCAAGAGCUUGCAGCAGCCUUGACAUUGUUCUCCAACGAAUGCUAUUUUCCAAGGAUAUCUUGAACUUGAUGGUAUAUCUUUGGCUGCAUCAUAUCCAAGGUCAGGAUUAUCCUGCUCCAGAAGCUUUCCCAACACCUGCAGCCCCCCUCUACUCCGAGCUUGGGAGCUAUUGUAUGCACGGGCAUCUGCAAUUUGAGGAGUGCAUGCUCAUGGAUUACAAAAAAGUGAAAAAAAAAGUGCCGAGCAAUAUUCAAAUAAGUAGGCAAAAUCAUGAUAGAACCGACGAGGCAUUCUGACUUAUUUGAACCUCAAUCCUUGAAAAAGAUCUAUGAUACAUCCAGAAAUGAUAUAUGGCUUGACUCUUAUUAGAUAUUAAAGAAAAA